Etheostoma spectabile (orangethroat darter) is the source of this 2021-nucleotide messenger RNA. RefSeq names its product apoptosis antagonizing transcription factor (gene aatf). Gene Ontology annotation, cellular component: nucleus; nucleolus. Gene Ontology annotation, biological process: regulation of transcription by RNA polymerase II. The transcript has a single exon. The coding region runs from base 88 to 1656 and encodes 522 amino acids. Lineage: Eukaryota; Metazoa; Chordata; Actinopteri; Perciformes; Percidae. The record is from RefSeq and is a predicted model, not a curated record.
UUAACGGUCGUCGCAUAUUAGUAGCGUCAUCACUUUCCGCUCCUAGGAUCAGUCGACUACACGUGUGGUUUUUACCAACGUUUACCAAUGGCAGGCUCAUUUUCUCAGGAGCUAGAGGAUUUGUUGAAUCCUUUGCCUAAAUUUGCUGAUCCCGAGGAUGAAGAUGACGAGGCGACUAAAGCCAAAGUGAUAGAAAGAUUCAACGAGGACGACGAUGAAGAUGGGGGCCUAAGUGCACUGCGGAAGCACAAUUCAUCUCUGCUCUCAGAAACGGACAGACGGUAUGUGGGGAAGACAGUCUCUCGUAAACAGCUGCUGAUGGAUGUUGAUGAAUCUGGUGAGGAGGAAGGCAGCAUAGAAGAGCAAGAUGAAGAAGAGGAUUCUUUAGGGGAUGAAGAAGCUGAUGAUGAAGAAAAUGAGGAGGAGGAGGUGGUGGGCAGGGAUGCACAACUAAGUGCUCAACUGUCCUUUCCUCAGGGAGUGGACUUCCACAAACUGACAGAGGGCAUGGAUGACCUGGGAGUUAGUGAAGAUGACAGUGGCGAGGAGACUGAAGGCAGCGAUGAAGAUGACGACGAGACGGAAGACGAUGAUGACGACGAGGAUGAGGGAACUGUCCGCACAUUUUCUCAAGAGAAAGUAGACGAAGAGGUUGAGAAAGGGAAUGCUGUGAAGAACCAGCUAGCCCUGUGGGACCAACUGCUUGAGGGUCGAAUCAAAAUACAGAAAGCUCUGAUGACUGCCAACCAGCUUCCACAGCCGCAGACCUUCCCACACUUUAAGAGGAGAGGUGGAGCCGAGCUUGCGGGCGAACUGAAAAACACCCACAAAGCUUUGAAAGCUCUUCAAAGAUCCCUCCUUGAGCUUCACGACCAGACGCUGUAUCAGAAUGCAAACACGAGGAGCAUCACUCAAGGGAAGACAAACGCUCAGGGUGAAGAUGAGGAGAUAAACACUGAUGAUAAUGAAGUUGAAAACGGGUAUGUGCAGGAGGAGGGCGCGCCUAAACGAAAACUAGAGAUGGCAGAGUACCCAAACUUCAUGGCCAAACGAUUUGCUGCUUUCCAGCCUUACUGUAACGCCACAUUGCAAAAGUGGCAUGAUAAAACCAGACUGACUAUGGGCAAAAGUAGCAAGGGUUUUGGGGCGUUCGACAGAAACAUAUUGACCCAGGUGGAGCAGGUGAUGAUGGACAAGGAAAGGCUGGUGCGACGCACCCAGACCCGACGCUCAGAAUACAGAGUCCUGGGAAAAAAAGAGGCCUCUGUUCUCACUUCGGAAACUGUAUCCACAGAGGGAGAGGAAGUGGAACAGCUGAAAGCAAACACACAUCUAAAGGAUCUGGAUGAAGAUAUAUUUGAUGAUGAUGAUUUCUACCACCAGCUUCUAAGAGAGCUGAUUGAACGCAAGACGAGUGCAGCUGACCCCAAUGAUCAGGUGGCUAUGGGCAGGCAGUGGCUGGCCAUCCAGAAAUUGCGCAGCAAGAUUAAGAAGAAGGUAGAUACCAAAGCCAGCAAGGGCCGUAAAGUCAGAUUCCACAUCCACAGUAAGCUGGUCAAUUUUAUGGCUCCUAUUGACCACAGCUCAGUGAGUGACGAUGCACGCAGUGAACUGUAUCGUGGCCUCUUUGGUCAGAACUCCUCAAUCAGGGAGUGAUGUGAAGGAGAGACUGGGGGCACAUGCCGAAGUUUUAGGAUGUAAACAAGCAGUGCCUUUUAUUCACACUUGAAUGACGCAGAGUAGCAGUUUGUCAGGAAAAAACUUGGCCUGUUUUUGGGCAUGAGAAGCUUAACAGAAUAUGGACAUGCAGGGGACCUAGUUCUUUAAUACAUUUUAUACAGAGUACAUUUUUCAGUAUGUCUUGUUGCCUAUGCUAUGAGAUUUUUUGAUAAAAUGUUCAAUACAUGAGUAUUUCUAACAAAACAAAAUGCCCAACAACUGUUGAGUGGAUUUAUAGAAAAAAAGUAUGUAAUUUUCUGUCACCAAGUCUCAUAUGAUUCAAGUAAAGUGUGCACUUCAAA